Leptopilina boulardi is the source of this 3120-nucleotide messenger RNA. RefSeq lists its product as uncharacterized. The record is from RefSeq and is a predicted model, not a curated record. The transcript is spliced from 4 exons. NCBI's taxonomy places the organism in Eukaryota, Metazoa, Arthropoda, Insecta, Hymenoptera, Figitidae. Bases 1 to 3120 code for a protein of 1039 amino acids. Gene Ontology annotation, molecular function: nucleic acid binding.
AUGGAAGACUGCUCCUGCUUCCACUGCCUCGUGAGGGUGAUGUCGGCCUAUAAUAACCCAGGCAAUGAGGUGCCCCUACCCUCCACACCACCGGGGUCACCUGCACCCUGGCAUCAGCCAGAGACGCCAUCUUGGGUGGAAUUGGGGACACCAGAGCCGAUGUCCCCACUCCGGUCGAUUGCCCAUCAAUAUCGGCCGGAUUCACCACCCUGGGCGAGGGUGCAGAGGCCUUCACCUCUACCGCCACCGCGAUCGCCAACGCCACCGCGAUCACCAACGCCACCGCGAUCGCCAACGCCACCGCGAUCGCCAACGCCGCCGCGAUCACCAACACCCCCGCCACCGAAAUCGCCGACUCCACCGCCUACCAAUGAACAGCACAUUACCGAUGUUUUAAAACAAAAUGGUUCCCUCAUUGUCUACAGCGUUCUGACAGCUUAUUUCAAAAGGGUGCAAAAUGAAGAAGAGGUAGUUAUUCCAAUACCGUUUACAGCAAAAUCUAGCAGUAUUUUUCUAACAACCCCAUUGGAGGAAUGGUUUGAUGUAAAUAUGAAGCAGCCAAUUUUAAAAAAUGUUGAAGAGUUUUAUGCAAAAGGAUCUAAUUGGAAUCUACAAUCUAUAGUAAUUUUGCCAAAGCCUGAUAAAUGUAUGAUUACUUUUAAAAAUUAUAAGAAUAGGGAAAAAGUUCCAUUUAUUAUUUACGCUGACUGUGAGAGUUUACUUCUACCUGUAGAAGAUGAUGUAGAUAAUUUAAGUAAAACUAAGAUAUUCCAGCGUCAUAAGUUAUUAAGUAUUGGUUAUUAUAUAAAAUGUAGCUAUGACGAAUCUCAAUGCAAGUAUGUUGCUUGUCCGAAGCAGGAAUCCGACCCUGCUAAAUGGUUUUCUGAGGAAUUAAGGCAAUUAUCUGAAAAAAUUGAUAAAAUAUUUAAAAAACCAUUACCAAUGGAUACCUUAACUCCUCAGCAAGUCAGUGACUUUAAUAGAGCCGUAAUGUGUCACAUAUGUCAUCAGAAAAUACCAGCAAAUGUAAAGAAAGUCCGUGAUCAUUGUCACCUUACUGGUAAAUAUAGGGGUGCUGCCCAUGAGUCAUGUAAUUUAAAUUAUCAAGAUUGUCAGACUAUUCCCGUAGUAUUUCACAAUUUAAGUGGCUAUGAUGCACAUUUCAUUAUACAUGCAAUUUCAACAAGUUUUGAAGGUCAUAUAAGUCUACUUCCCAUCAAUAAGGAGAAAUAUAUCUCCUUUAUUAAACAUGUUAAAGGUAGUGAGGUUAAAUUUAGAUUUAUUGACUCAUUCCGAUUUAUGGCAGCAUCCCUUGAAAAACUCGCAUCCUAUUUAGAUGAAUAUAAAAUUGUACAUUCUGUUUUUGCCAAUACUGUGAGUAAUCCUGAUAAAAUUAAAUUAUUAACUAGAAAGGGUGUAUUCCCCUACGAGUAUUUUGAUUCAAAAACCAAGCUUGAUGAGACGCAACUACCUCCGAUAGAGAAAUUUUAUAGUACGCUUUACGAUGCGGGCAUUUCUGAUGAUGAAUAUAAGCAUGCACAGAACGUAUGGAUUGAGUUUGAUUGCAAAAAUCUCUAUGACUAUGUCCAUUUAUAUAUGAAAACUGAUGUACUAUUACUAGCAGAUGUUUUUGAAAAUUUUCGAGAACAAUGUGUUAAAGCGUAUGGGUUAGAUCCUGCACACUAUUAUACAACCCCUGGUUUAACUUGGGAUGCCAUGCUCAAGUAUACGAGUAUAGCAUUGCAACUUAUAACCGAUAUUGAUAUGGUUAUGUUUGUUGAGUCAGGUAUCAGAGGUGGCAUUAGUCAAUGUUGUAACCGUUAUGCCAAAGCGAAUAAUCCUUAUAUAUAUAAAUUCGACGAAAAUAAAGAUACCAGCUAUAUAAUGUACUUUGAUGCCAAUAAUUUGUAUGGCUGGGCAAUGGCACAAGCGCUUCCAUAUGGCGGUUUCAAAUGGGUUGAUCAUGUCAACGAUACUUUUGAUUUUAAUGUACCUGACGAUUCUUCUGUUGGGUACAUAUUGGAAGUGGAUUUAGAGUAUCCUGAAAGUAUUCAUGAUACUCAUAAAGACAUGCCAUUUUGCGCAGAAAAAGCAAAGCCGCCUAUGUCGAAACAAGAGAAAUUGUUAACCACUUUGCUGCCGAAAAAAAAAUAUGUCAUACACUAUAGAACGCUAAAACAAGUUUUAUCAAAUGGUAUUAAACUUGUAAAAAUACAUCGUGUUUUACAGUUUAAGCAAUCAACUUGGCUUAAACCAUACAUUGAUUAUAACACGAUGAUGCGAACUAAUGCUAAAAACGAGUUUGAAAAGAAUUUGUUCAAACUCAUGAACAAUGCAGUGUAUGGCAAAACAAUGGAAAAUGUUCGUAAACAUGUUGAUGUAAAGCUUGUUACACAGUGGUUUGGCCGUUACGGAGCAGAAGCUCUCAUAUCCCGACCAAAUUUCCGUAGUCGGGCAAUAUUUGAUGAAAAUCUGGUUGCCAUUGAAUUAACUAAAACCGAGGUACUGCUCAACAAACCGAUAUAUGUAGGGUUAAGUGUGCUUGAUAUAUCCAAAACGUUAAUUUAUGAUUUUCACUAUAGUUAUAUGUUGAAUAAAUAUGGUAACGCUUGUAAACUGUUGUAUACUGAUACAGACAGUCUAGUCUAUGAAGUUAAAUGUCAAGAUAUUUAUAAGGAUAUGAAAGAAGAUAUUGAUAAGUUUGAUACAUCAGAUUAUCCCGCGAAUAAUGUGUAUGGGAUACCGCAAGUCAACAAAAAAAUACUCGGCCUUAUGAAAGAUGAAUGUAAUGGUAAAAUAGUUACUGAAUUUGUUGGCUUGCGGAGUAAGAUGUACAGCAUUCGUGUUGAAGAUAAAGAUUAUAUUAAAAAAGCAAAAGGUAUUAAAGCCGGCGUUGUAAAAAAAUCAAUUCAUUUUGAUGAUUAUGUAAAAUGUCUGCGAGAUUUUGACAUUCAAACUCGAACGCAGUAUAAUAUAAGAUCACGGCUUCACAAUCUUGAAACUGUGAAGCAGGUAAAAGUAGCUUUAAGUCCACUAGAUGAUAAACGGUAUUUGUUACCAGAGAGUACCGAUACUCUACCGUGGGGUCAUUAUGCGAUCCCAAAUUCUGAUGAAGUGUAA